UGUAUACAAGCAAGCACAUGUAAUUCAUUCAUACUCAUUCUUUAUCAUGCAUGCGCUCACCCUGGCACCAAGUAGUUCAUGGAAACAACUGCGACCCGCGAGCGCUCGGUGCUGCGGAGCUGAGCACGGCAGCCUCCCCAGCGCCCAAUCAGUAGGUCAUUGCGCCCUGUCAGCCAGUCACCAGGGGCCACGGACUGUCGCCGGUGCGGGCAGCGCUGGCGCGCGGCGAGGACACACGCUGGUGUCGUCGGCUCUUCGCGGCCCCAAGCACGCCAACGGAGGGCCGGAGCCGUUUGGGACUGGCGCGGGGCUGCUGAGGUGGCAGCGCGAGGCUGCGGCGCUGCUGGCUGAUGAACUCCGAGUGGAGCGGGAGAAGGAAUGGAAGCGGCUGCGACACAAGCUGCUGUCCCUGCCGCCAGGCCAGUCGCUGACACGAACACUUCAGCAACAGCAACAGCAACAGCAGCAGCAUUUGCUGCAAGAGCAGAGGCAGCAGCAGGGGCAGGGGCGCGAGCCGCACCUGGGUCAGGCGGCACGGCAGCAGCAAGGGCAAGGGCUAGGACAGGGGCAGCAGGAGCAAGCUGGAGCGGCGACGGCGCUGGAUGAGGCGACGGUGCAGGGCAUUGAGCGCAGCCGGAUGAAGAUCCGCUUCCGCAAGUUCUGGGACCUCAUGCACGAGCGCGACCGGCCCUGGCACUACGGCGCCGUACUGCACCUGUGUACGGCACUGCCGCCGUACAGCUGUGAGCGUUACGCCGCCGUCACGGCGGGCACCAUGCAGCGCAUCCUGGCGCGGCGGGCCAAGGCGGAGCGAGGCGUCCGGGAGCAGCGGGAGCUGGCGAGGUCCCUUCGGCGGCGCAUGGCGGCGGCUAGCCUACACAUGAGCCGCACCGGCCAACCCAUAUCGGACGAGUGGAUGGCGCAGCUGUGGCGGCUGGCGGCGCAGCUGGCCACCGGCGGCGGCAACGCGGCGGCGGCGCUGCGGCAGCUGCAGGGCGCGGCGUGGUCGCCUUUCCGGGAUCAGGACUACGUGGACCACGUGGAGAAGCUGCUGCCCCUGCUCGAGGAGACGGAGGAGGUGGGGCAUGUGGCUCAGCGGCACAUGCUGCCGGCACUGCAGCGGCUGCGGGCUGAGACGUCGCAGCUCCAGGGCGCCAUGGCGGCUCGGGCUCUGGCUCGGGACCAGGUGCUGUCGGCCCUACAGGCCCUGUACGAGCGCCGGCGGGAGCCAGGCUCGGCCGCGGACCCGGACUCCUGGCCGCCGCUGACGGCGGAUGAGGCGGUGGAGUGGCGCUACCCGCCCGUGCAGUACUGGGGGCGACCGGAGGAGCUGCGGCAGCAGGCGGGCUGGCAGCGGCAGGGGCAGGGGCCGGGCGGCCGCGGCGCGGGGGAGGGCUGGGCCGCCGGGCACGAGGAGGCCGAAGGCCACAUAGGGGAAGGGAAUGAUGAUGAGGAGGAAUAUGAAGAGGAGGAGGGGCAGUGGGCGGAAUUUGGAGGCCUGGAGUUUGGCAGCUUGGGAGCCGAGAGGGGUCGGGGCGGAGGCCGCACGUCGUCCGAGGUAGCAUGGGCGCAACCCAGAGCAGCUGGAGCUGGGCCAUCCAAGCACAUAAUACCCGGGCUCUUUGAUUGACAAUUCACUGACUGUGUGCCGUGAGGGGAGGAAGGGCUGAGGAGGCCUGCAGGCUGCGAGGAGUGUGGCCGGGUUGCCGGGUUGGUGCGCGUGUGGAAUGCGAUGCUCGGC
Messenger RNA from Chlamydomonas reinhardtii, 1741 nucleotides. RefSeq lists its product as uncharacterized. The coding region runs from base 47 to 1630 and encodes 527 amino acids. The record is from RefSeq and is a predicted model, not a curated record. NCBI's taxonomy places the organism in Eukaryota, Viridiplantae, Chlorophyta, Chlorophyceae, Chlamydomonadales, Chlamydomonadaceae. The transcript has 9 exons.